UCGUCUACACCGGAUACAAUUUUUUCCUGUCUUAUAUUUCAGUUGAUUAUUGUAUCACGUCACUAACCAUGUUUCCCAGCCGCUCCGACAUGCGUUGCCGUUUAGAUGCGGGUUUUAUAUAAACAGCCUCCAUAGCUUGACCUGGUAUAGUUCGACUCGGAAAAGACGUGUAACCAUCUUACUGAGUUGUCUUUAAUCAGAAAUGGCCAAGGUCGAGAUAUUUUUGUUGGUUGGUGCGGUGUUGUUGGUAGUGUCAGUGCAUACCUGCAGUGGGUUCUCCCUGCGUGUCUAUCCCGGAUACGUUCCCUUUGUCAAUCCUGACCGUGGUCAGCAGGGUUCUAGUGCAGAUAAUGCCAUACAAGGUAAUCAUUUGAAGCGGCAGUUGUACUUGUCUAAACUUACUGGCGCUGGCAUGCUUCCUGUCCGAUCGUCUGUUGUACCGUAUUUUCCUGUGCAGUCCACUGGCUACGGUGCGGGUGAUAGUGUGGCCUUCAGACAAGCGACCACCGGAUUCAAGCCCACAGGAUACCGGCGUGGUGGACCGUUGGAUGAUUGUGGAACAUACGCUGAAUGCCGCCAAAGACUAAUAUCGCAUUUCGACAAAAUAAUGAAAUUGACUAACAAGGGCUAGCUUAAUCUGAAACGGCUUGCUGUAUUCUGGAUGAAUCACGUACAAACUGGUUUUUACUUUUUAGUUUGAUAGGAACAAUAAUACAUAUAUAUCAUACAAUAAUAUCUCGUCUAUUAAUUAUUCACAAAAAUAUUGCAGCGGAUUAGGCAUUGCAUUGUUUUUAUAUUAAACUGGGCUGGCUGUUGA
Paramacrobiotus metropolitanus is the source of this 817-nucleotide messenger RNA. RefSeq lists its product as uncharacterized. The record is from RefSeq and is a predicted model, not a curated record. Lineage: Eukaryota; Metazoa; Tardigrada; Eutardigrada; Parachela; Macrobiotidae. The coding region runs from base 203 to 631 and encodes 142 amino acids. The transcript has 2 exons.